Musa acuminata AAA Group (dessert banana) is the source of this 2419-nucleotide messenger RNA. RefSeq names its product auxin transporter-like protein 4. Gene Ontology annotation, cellular component: membrane. Gene Ontology annotation, molecular function: amino acid transmembrane transporter activity. Bases 688 to 2151 code for a protein of 487 amino acids. The record is from RefSeq and is a predicted model, not a curated record. The transcript has 9 exons. NCBI's taxonomy places the organism in Eukaryota, Viridiplantae, Streptophyta, Magnoliopsida, Zingiberales, Musaceae. Gene Ontology annotation, biological process: amino acid transmembrane transport.
GAGAGAGAGAGAGAGAUGGUUGCAGCUUAAGAAACCUUUGGUAAAGGGCAGAAAGUUACCGAGCGAAGUCAAGAGGUUGCAGCCACUCCUACCGCUGACCAUUGGGAGACUGCCAAUCAAAAUCCAGAGAUCGACUCAUCUCCACGAAUCCAACCUCUGUAUCUCAAGCUGCUGCUGCUGCUGCUGCUGCUGUUGCGACGAAGAGCAUCUCGGCUAAAAGGCUGCCACCAACACUCCCAUCUCUUCUCGUGCUUCUAGCUCGAAGCGCGUGUAUUUACUGCGGUUCUUCGGCGUAGAGAGAGCGUGUGUGGUUCGAACAGUAAAAGGAAGGACGGCUCGGUCAGUGUUCGAACGAGAAGUGCGACGGAAGCAAAGGUUAGGAUGUUGUUACGGAGAGGGAAGCGAGGACGCGCGUUACUCUGCUCCUCACCUUCUAACGCAUAAGCUCUAAGCAGCGUCAGCGUCGGCUGGUGCGUUUAUCUGCUCGGAGUUGCUCUCUUCCUGGGUUGAAUUCUCUUCUUGCCCAGUAAUAAGAGUGAUCCUUGUCGUGUUUCUCUCUAUUAUCCAUAUCUCGAAACGCGUGGGUAGAUCGGAUCGGCUUCCUUGGCGCUGUUGCUGUUGCUGUUGGGAGGACGAGGAGACCGGUGAAGGGAGGCCCGUGGUGAGGCUUCAGCAGAGGAAGGAAAGAUGCCGCCGCAGACGCAAGCCGAGGAGGCUGCCAUCGUGGCCAGCGGCAUCGCUGCCUUCAACAGUGAGAUGGAGCAGGGGAGCGGCGGCAAGGAAGCGGACGGAGGGAGGGACUCCGCGUUCACCAUGAAGAGCCUCCUCUGGCACGGCGGCUCCACCUGGGAUGCCUGGUUCAGCUGCUCCUCCAAUCAAGUGGCGCAGGUGCUGCUGACGCUGCCGUACUCGUUCUCGCAGCUGGGGAUGCUGUCCGGGGUGAUCCUGCAGCUGUUCUAUGGCAUCAUGGGCAGCUGGACGGCGUACCUCAUCAGCGUUCUCUACGUCGAGUACCGGACUCGGAAGGAGAAGGAAAACGUCAGCUUCAGCAACCACGUUAUCCAGUGGUACGAGGUGCUUGAUGGACUGCUGGGGCGGUACUGGAAGGCCGCCGGCCUCGCCUUCAACUGUACCUUCCUCCUCUUCGGCUCAGUCAUCCAGCUCAUCGCCUGUGCCAGCAACAUAUACUACAUCAAUGAUCGGCUGGAUAAGAGGACAUGGACGUACAUCUUUGGCGCCUGCUGCGCCACCACCGUGUUCAUACCCUCCUUCCACAACUACAGGUUAUGGUCCUUCCUCGGCCUCGGCAUGACCACCUACACCGCCUGGUACCUCACCAUCGCCGCCGUCGUCCACGGCCAGGCGGAAGGCGUGGCGCACUCGGGUCCGACGAAGCUGGUGCUGUACUUCACCGGAGCCACCAACAUACUCUACACCUUCGGCGGCCACGCGGUCACCGUGGAGAUAAUGCACGCCAUGUGGAGGCCGCAAAAGUUCAAGUACAUCUACCUACUGGCGACGCUGUACGUGUUCACGCUGACGCUGCCGUCGGCGGCUGCCGUGUACUGGGCCUUCGGGGACCAGCUGCUGACGCACUCCAACGCCUUCUCGCUGCUGCCAAGGUCCGGGUGGAGGGACGCCGCCGUCAUCCUCAUGCUCAUCCACCAGUUCAUCACCUUCGGCUUCGCCUGCACCCCGCUCUACUUCGUGUGGGAGAAGGUGAUCGGAGUGCACGACACCCGGAGUAUUUGCCUGCGAGCCUUGGCUCGCCUCCCCGUCGUCAUCCCCAUCUGGUUCCUGGCCAUCGUCUUCCCCUUCUUCGGGCCCAUCAACUCCGCGGUGGGCGCGCUCCUCGUCAGCUUCACCGUCUACAUCAUUCCUGCUCUGGCUCACAUGCUCACCUACCGGACGCAGUCUGCACGACAGAAUGCCGCCGAGAAGCCGCCCUUGUUCUUGCCAAGCUGGGCGGCGAUGUACGCGGUGAACGCCUUCGUGGUGGGGUGGGUGCUCGUGGUCGGCUUCGGGAUCGGCGGGUGGGCCAGCAUGACCAACUUCAUCAACCAGGUCGACACCUUCGGGCUCUUCGCCAAGUGCUACCAGUGCCCUAAGACACAGCCACCCCCUGCGCCCGCACCACAGCAGCAUCACUGAACCACCUGCCUCUCACACACACCUUGAAACCUGCUCCAUAGAACAAAGUUGUUAGUCGACCUUUGGAUAUCAGUUAAAACUGUCACAUACAAAGAAAAGGUGAAUGGUUCAUUGUGGGCUGGCCCUCCUGCCAUCGCCCGGUGGUGUUGGCUGAUCUGUUACAGGUUUCUAUUCUUCGACUCUCAGUCGCAUCGUUUACCAUGUCAUACUGUAACUUGUGCCUAUGAAUGCUAGUCUUUUGUCAAAACACAGUGCAAUUCCAUGUUAA